AUGUCAUUGAUGCGUUGCAUACCGGGCAAGUGCACAUGGACAGAUGCUUGUUGUAGUGGCUUUUCAAAGGUCAUCGGCGCAGCACCACUGAAGGAUGCAUUGCUCAAAGAGGACAAAAAAGAGAAAUGGGAUUCUCAAAGAGACGAGAAACUGGAUUCGAGUUUCUGCUUAGAAAAUCGGCCUGUGAACAUCGUAAACGACAGCGAGGUGAAUGGCUUUCGGCCUUUGUCUGAGCCAAUCACGAUUGAGGUAAAUGAGUGCAACCUUGCCCCGUUCUCUUUGCCCCAGGAAUGCUUUAGCUACGUGCCAGAACCGGGCAUGGUAGUUUGUAGCUUUGAAAAUGGUGAGUCUGAGAGAAUGAUCUCAUGCAACACAGAGCUCUCAAAGGAUGAGCUGUCUAUGUUGCAGAAACUUCAAGAGGAGGCAGCACUUCAGAAAAGGGCCUUUGUCCCCUCCCUCAGCGUCGCUGCCGUCCGCUACUUGGGCGACACAGGUGAUGUUCAAGAAGCUCUACAGCGCAUGAACGAGACGCAAGCCUGGCGCCUCUCCUAUUUCUCUUCGCCCAUUUCGGACUCCUCCGUCCUGGACGAUCUGUCGAAAGGUUUCAUCUACUUCUGUGGCCGAGAUGCGGCCUUGCGGCCUGCCUUGGUGAUGCGAGCCAGUCGGGUGCCUUUUGGGAUUCCGGCCGAACAGUUCGGGCGCCUCUUCGUGUUCUGCAUGGAAUACUUCCUUCGCUACAUGGUGCUUCCCGGAAGGGUCGAAAAUAUCGUCGUCAUCGUCGAUUUGAAAGACAUUUCAUAUAGCCAAAUGCCUACAGUAUCUGCACUGAUGGAGCUCAAAGAAGUUUUGACCAAGCAGGAUGCUGGACGGGUGUUCUGUUUCUACGUGUGCAACAUGCCAUUCAUUGUCCGCGCUUUGACCAGUGUUGUUCAAGCAGCGAUGACGGAGAAGCAGCGUCAGAAGAUGCGAUUCGUAGACGUCUCGGAGCUUGUCCAGGAUUUUGCCUUGAACCAGUUGGAGGAAGAUCUUGGUGGCACCCGACGACUUGAAACGACCUUUUUUCCAUUUCCUUUGCCUCCAGGCCCUUUUGCUGCUGGAUCCUCAGAGGUGAUGGAGGCCGUGCCGAACCUCCAUCAGCUGAUCACAGCUGAGACCGCCCGCGGGCGGCUUUGGGACGUGCGCCGCAGCAACAGGGCCAAUCGGCGCUUGGAGCUCUCAGAAGCGGCGAGGGCAGAGCUCAAAGGGCUCCGAGCGCUUGAAGUGGACGAAGUGGAAAGUGGAGAAGAAGACAGACAUCGAGGGAAUCCUCGGAAUUGGACAAAAGACAAGAUGGACAAAGAAGAACAGAGUAAUUGGAUGGAUUUAUUGAAGGAUGGCACAGUAGGUGGGGCUUGUCGAAGGGAAGGAAGUCCUCAAAGAGGACAGAUCAAGCCAACUUCCCAAUCUUCGCUGGAAAACCAGCAGGUGAAUUCACAGUGCAUGUUUUUGUGUCCUUUUUGCAGGGUGGGCAUUCAUGUCGCUCGAUGA
Molecule: messenger RNA, 1527 nt
Organism: Durusdinium trenchii
Lineage: Eukaryota; Dinophyceae; Suessiales; Symbiodiniaceae
Source: the annotation of a GenBank genome assembly